Messenger RNA from Merops nubicus (carmine bee-eater), 708 nucleotides. RefSeq names its product fumarylacetoacetate hydrolase domain containing 1 (gene FAHD1). Lineage: Eukaryota; Metazoa; Chordata; Aves; Coraciiformes; Meropidae. The record is from RefSeq and is a predicted model, not a curated record. Gene Ontology annotation, molecular function: acetylpyruvate hydrolase activity. The transcript has a single exon. Gene Ontology annotation, cellular component: mitochondrion. Bases 20 to 703 code for a protein of 227 amino acids.
CGGAGGCAGCCCCGCCGCCAUGGCCUCCUCCAAGCCGCUGUCCCGCUUCUGGGAGUGGGGCAAGAACAUCGUCUGCGUGGGGCGCAACUACGCCGAGCACGCCAAGGAGAUGGGGAGCGCCCUGCCCCGGGAGCCCCUCUUCUUCCUCAAGCCUUCCUCGGCCUACGUGCGGGAAGGGUCGCCCAUCCUCCGGCCCUACUACUGCUCCAACCUGCACCACGAGGUGGAGCUGGGGGUGGUGAUCGGGAAGAGGGCCCAGGCCGUGGCCCAGGAGGCUGCCAUGGAGCACGUGGCAGGUUAUGCCCUCUGCUUGGACAUGACGGCCAGGGACACCCAGGAGGAGUGCAAGAAGAAGGGUCUGCCCUGGACCUUGGCCAAGGGCUUCACUUCGUCGUGCCCGGUCAGUGACUUUGUGCCCAAGGAGAAGAUCCCGGACCCCCACAAGCUGAAGAUCUGGCUCAAGGUGAAUGGAAAGCUGCGGCAGGAGGGGGAGACCUCUUCCAUGAUCUUCUCCAUCCCUUAUCUGAUCAGCUACAUCAGCGAAAUAGUCACCCUGGAAGAAGGGGAUUUGAUUCUGACAGGGUCCCCCGAAGGGGUUGGGUCCGUGGAGGCCAACGACGAGAUCGAGGCCGGGAUAAGCGAGUUCCUCUCCAUGCGGUUUAAGGUGGUGCAGCAGACACGGGGAUCCAAGCCAGGAGCCUAGCUGGG